Molecule: messenger RNA, 647 nt
Organism: Aphanomyces invadans
Lineage: Eukaryota; Oomycota; Saprolegniomycetes; Saprolegniales; Verrucalvaceae
Exons: 3
Coding region: 29-511 (160 amino acids)
Source: RefSeq, a predicted model, not a curated record
GCUUCAUCUUCCAAUUGGACCUGCUGCCAUGUCUCCGUCGAUUCAAUCCGCUGCGACUGUCGACAAACUCGGCGACCCCAUUGCCCCCACUGAAGCGGUACCAGUGCACCCCCACUCAGACAACACAUACCACAUCCACGCGGGGGCGAUCCCCGCUGCAGUCCCAGUAGUUCCUGCGACCCCCUGCCCGUGCUGCAAUCCUGCCAACAAGAACAAUACGAUUCCACAAGCGAGCAGUCGCUCUGUCACCUAUCGCUCUCCGUUUGUCUUCAGCGGCAUCGUGGGGUUCGCAGGAGUGGCCCUCGUCAAGAACUUGUUCUUCUUGACCAGCACCGUCGGCGUGACGGCGUUGACCCUCAUGGCCCUGGGGAAACAAGGCAUUGUCGAAGUCGACUGGAAAAAGCUCGAAAGCAAGUUGCACAUCCCCCAGAACACGGACUGGACGAUCCAAAUCCCUUCAAAAGCUGGCCUUGUCGCAGGCAUGUUUGCCGCGUGGAAAUUCUUUGCUUGAACAGCAUUGUUCACAAUCCUCCCAGGCAUUUUUACAUGGAGGCACCUCGUGAGAAAAACACAUAAAAGUUGAAUAUUUCAGAAAAUUCGUUUGUUCGAGAAAAAAGACCGGCCAGUCACGAGCAAUUCCAACAUCA